AUGUAUGGCUACUCAUACUUCACACAAAGAAGAGACGCUACAUCGAAACGAGGAUACCAACAGCGCUCCCUAGUCAUCCUCUCGCAUCUCGCAUACCCAGCGCUGUUCUAUACCCUGCUCUCCAAACUGGGACCUGCGUUCUUAUCCCACGGAGGACCCAUGUUGGAGGCUGCCUGCCACAAUAUCGCUACUUGGUCGGAUCCCACCGCAGGCGCGACCCUCGAGCUCGGUUUUCUUGGAUCUGUCCUCCAAGCCGAGAUUCCGAGCAAUAUAGAUACACAGCAGGCCCCGGCGAAGUCACAACUGGUCGUUAAACCCGGAAUGCACGGAAUACAGUACCAGAUACUUGCGUCGUUGGCACCGCCGGAUCCCCCAGUCAUUGAUCUCUUUGGCGCGUGUUUAUCGCAGCUCUGGUCAAUAUGGGAGUGUCUCGUUUUGUGCGAACCUAUUCUCGUGUUUGGCCCCUCACCGGCUAUGACCAGCCAGGCCAUCUGGUGGCUGCGAGACGUGCUGCGACCUAUUCCUGUGGCUGGUGACUUCCGCCCGUUUUUCACCAUUCACGAUGCGGAUCACGCUGCGCUCGUCAAUUCACGCCCACCCUCGUCGGGCCUGAUCCUCGGUGUGACUAAUCCCUAUUUCGAGCGAGCAUGCAAGCAUUGGCCACAUGUUCUCAGUCUUGGAAGGGCACCACGGUCACUCAUCUCUCUGAUCAGCCACAAAAGUGACGCGAGCGCCACCCUGGGCCCUAUCCCCGGAUGGAAGUCGCGGACUCACAAGCGGUACACCUCGAAGGACCAGGCACUCCUGCGGCAGCUCCAGGAGGCAUGCAAUGGUUCCGAACAAACCAGACGGGAAGCAUCCGCACUUCUGCGGCAGCACUUCUCGUCGCGCACUGCGGCGCUCCUCGUGCCACUACAGCGCUACCUGCAGUCCCUCAUCCCCCCGCCAACCGCAGUCUCCGCCACCUUUCCUACCACGACCGAGGGCCAGGGCCGCGCUGCUCACCCGAAGACGUCCAGUGGGGCGCGCUUCCCGAAGGCCUUGUCCGCAUCCGCGAUGUUCCCCAAGUCCGCCGCGGCGAGCACAUUCCCGAAGGCGUCCGUCACGGGCACAUACCCAAAGACGGCCGCCGCAAGCACGCACCCCAAGACGUCCGUCGCGACAGCGUUCGCAUCGUCGGGCUCCUCCGCGUUCCCGUCCCCCGCGUCGAGCACAGAGGACGACCCGCCCACGUGGAACCCCGCGUUCCCGCCCACGCCCACAGCCGGCGCGCACCCCUCGCCGGCGACGGCGUCCGCCCCGCAGAGCGCCGUGCCCUCGCGCCUGCACUCCGCGUCUGAGGCCUCCCUCACGGACUCUGCCCUGUCAUCUACGGACUCUCUCUCCUCGCCCGCGCCGUCGCCGUCGCCCGCACCGACACCAACCAGCGCGGUGCCGCGACUCGCGCCGUUCAGUGAGCGCGCGUUCCUCGCGUCGUUGAAGCCCGUCGUGCUGCCGUUCCGUUCGGCGGGGCGCGCGAAGGAGUUCUAUGCGCGCUGGAUCCGGACGCCGGCAUUUGGCGUGUGGAUUGCGCGGCAGGAGGAGGUCGUGGAGAAGGUACUGAGGGGCGUGUAG
Postia placenta MAD-698-R-SB12 is the source of this 1614-nucleotide messenger RNA. RefSeq lists its product as hypothetical. NCBI's taxonomy places the organism in Eukaryota, Fungi, Basidiomycota, Agaricomycetes, Polyporales, Adustoporiaceae. The coding region runs from base 1 to 1614 and encodes 537 amino acids. Gene Ontology annotation, molecular function: guanyl-nucleotide exchange factor activity. The transcript is spliced from 6 exons. The record is from RefSeq and is a predicted model, not a curated record. Gene Ontology annotation, cellular component: recycling endosome.